Molecule: messenger RNA, 5569 nt
Organism: Leucoraja erinaceus (little skate)
Lineage: Eukaryota; Metazoa; Chordata; Chondrichthyes; Rajiformes; Rajidae
Gene: lmo7a
Product: LIM domain 7a
Exons: 29
Coding region: 424-4620 (1398 amino acids)
Biological process (GO): regulation of cell adhesion; regulation of signaling
Molecular function (GO): protein binding
Source: RefSeq, a predicted model, not a curated record
GUACAAGUACAAGCUUUUAGGGGAACUUAGUCGCUGCUGCCCUUUUCCACGUUGAAAUCUUUAUUAAGGGGCGGAUCUAGGCGGAGGAGAGCCCGUGGCCGGUGUUGCAAACGCUGGGAGGUGGAAUAGAGUGGGGAACACUUGGCAUUUGUGUUGGAGACACCGCGAGGUUCAGAAGGAGGAGCGAAGAGAAGACAUUACACAUCCAACAAGCAAGAUUGGUGGUAGCUUUCCCUCGCCCCCUUCGUGAAGUUCACUUGGCAGCGAUUUAAUUCACAGCGCCGUUCCGCAGCCCAGCGGCUGUUAAAUCGCCGCACUCUCUUCACUGCGUGUUCAUUCUUCGUCUGAUCCAACCUUGUGGGUUAGCAAAGGUGCUACUUCACCAAUACUCUCGAAGAAGAAAGAAUCGUUUGAUACCUCGAAAUGGAGAGGAAGGGACAGUCGGAUUCUAAUGUGCUGGCGUUUGCAGAGGGUCAACGCUGGGUUGAGGAAGUUACUGGAAAGAGAUUUGGGCAGAAAGAUUUUCGAUCUGCACUGGAGGAUGGAGUCCUGCUAUGCGAGCUGGUUAACAAGAUAAAACGGGGUGUCAGUAAAAAGAUCAACCGCCUGUCUACACCUAUAGCUGGUUUGGACAACGUAAAUGUUUUCUUGAAGGGCUGUCAGAAAAUUGGCUUGAAAGAAGCACAGCUGUUUCACCCAGGAGAUCUACAGGAUUUAUCCAGUCGCGUCACUGUCAAGCGUGAAGAAACUGAAAGGAGACUCAAAAAUGUUUUGAUCACAAUAUAUUGGCUUGGUAGAAGAGCACAGUCUGACCCUCAGUAUCAUGGACCAUACCUUGACCUCAAUGCGUUUGAGGGGCUGUUAGGACAGACGCUGACCAAGGCUCUUGCAGACUCGGGAAGUUUGAAUCGAAGUGGAAGAGACAGCGGGUACUGCGAUAUCUGGUGCGCGGAGCGGACAGAGCCAACUUCGCCACAGUUCACGCACAGAAGAGACGACUCAUUCGAUAGCUUGGACUCACUUGGGUCAAAGUCUCUCACGAGCCUUUCAUCAGACGUAACUCUAAAGGAGAGUAGCGAAGGUGGUGGGAGUGAUAUUGAGUCCGAAGAUCUGAGCAGCAAGUGGGUGGAUGGUCCAAAGGACAACAUGUCACUUCGCAGGAUCUCCACAUCUGAAUACAAGCCCGCUCUUCCCUACAACCAGUUCCUGCCAACAAAAAGCAAGCCUGCAACUUAUGUGCCCGCUCCGCUGAGGAAAAAACGUGCCGAAAGAAAUGAGGACAAUAGAAGAAGUUGGGCCAGCCCAAUGUUUACUGAAAGUGAUGGAUCAUUUUCAAGACUUCUUCAAAAGUCAACUGAUAAUGAUUCAGGGAGUAAAUCGCUCAAUGAUGUGUCUGCUGAAGAAGGGGAUAAAAUGAGAAAAUCUCUUAGAUUUGAGGAAUUGCUGAAAAUAAAGCAAGCUAUGAAUGAACAGGACCAGCAAUGGCAGAGUGAUCUGGCAGGUUGGAAGAAUCGGCGUAAAAGUGCUAACUCCAGCCUACUGAAGAAGAAAGACGAGAGAGAAGAAAUUGAGAAAAUGACAAUCGGAGAGAAUCUCAAAGCACCAAAGACAUAUCGGAAAAUAAGGGAAGAAAGGGAGCUCAGACACCAAGAUUCAUCCAGUGACAACCAAACUGACUACAGAAAGCUGAACUCCUCUGAUGAAGAAGUGUUUGUAGAAGACAGAAAACCCCCGCAGCGAUUGUACGAAAGAAGUCACACAGUGGCAACUGAAACCCCUUUCACCUUCCAGAAACGUGAGCCUGUAUCCUCAGCACCCCCAGUUCAAGCUCCAGGAAGACGGCCGGCACCAGAUUCGAAAAAGACCGUCAACAAUAUGUCAGAAGGGCAAGGCUCACUUCCCUUGUAUAUGCGCCAGGCGAUUGACCAUAAAGCUGACCAGACUCGAGUUUCAAAUUCUCUGCCCAGGAAUUAUCAAAGAUCGAGCGUGUCAAGAAUUGCUCCGGUGGUUUCCCCGAGACCCUAUGGGACACAAGCUAAAAAGCUCUCAUCGCUCACAAGGCCAAACACACAGCGGGAUGAGCAACCAAAAUAUAAUGGAGAUGUGAAUGGUUCAAAACGUUUCCAGGCACCCUCGGGCUUCCCCUUCAAGUCUGAAUCUGCAGCACCAUUGGAAAGUAGUGGGCUCACGAAAAGAGAGUCAGAGGGAGGCACGAGGCUCAGUCCUUUCUUGAAAACUGAGGAGAAGAGGUCUGAGGAGAUGACCCUUGCCUCCGAACCAGAGAAUUACCAGUACACGAAGAGCAAUUUUUCUUCCAACGUCGAAAGUGACAUGUAUCAAAGGAGCAACUAUUCCUCAAAACUGGAGAAUGAUGACCAAUCACAGGGCAGUUCUUUAAUGAGUAGUAAUGAGGAGGAGGGGGAAGAAGAGGAAGAAACAAGGAUGCCAUCUCUCAGUGAAAAGAACUUUCCUCAUGAGUCAAAGGCUGACACCACUUCCAACUCUGCAACAAUGAAUUAUUUUACAAAGGCAACAAGCCAGCCCACAAACACAGUUACCACAGCAGCCAUGCGACAGAAGCCGUAUAGUGAUACACGCAUAGUUAUUAAUCAGAAACCAAACGGUAAUCAAGACUUUGGAUUCACAACUGAUUGGACUGCCACCGGUGUGACUGUCAAGACGAUUGAAAGAGGAGGACCAGCAGAAUAUUGCCAGUUGGAAGUGGGGAAUGAAAUAAGUUCAAUCAAUGGCAAUAAUGUAGCUAUCAUGGACAAUCAGGCUUGGUUAGAAGCCUUGGAAGAUGCAAGAAAAGCUGGAAAAUUGAACAUGGAAGUCAGAAAAUAUAAAAAUAACAGUGCAAAUGAAAUGAAAUACAGCAUCUCCAAUGAACCUAUUCGGUGGGAAGCUACUGGACCAACCAUGAAGACUAGCAGAAGUCAACCCUUCAAUCAACUACCAGAUCUUCCUCAAUCAGGAGAAAAUGAGAAGAAAUUACCGGAGGAUUCAACACAAAAAGCUUCUGAACCCAUUAGUCUGAAAAACUUUAAAAGACGAUCCCAGUUUUUUGAACAAGGUAGAACAGAAACAGCAGUGAAUGAUCUACAAACUCCGUCAAUUAGUGUUUCAAGUCGUUGGUCUUUGAAUCCUGAGGAGGAGAGAAAGCGCCAGGAAAUGUGGCAGAAGGAACAGGACCGAUUGUUACAGGAAAAAUAUCAGCUUGAGCAAGAAAAGCUACAGGAAGAAUGGAAACGAGCCCAGAGAGAAGCUGAACAGGAAGGUUCCAAGUACUAUGAAGAGGAGCGCAAGAUACUACAAGAAACAAACAGCCCACGGUCAUUCAGUGUCACGGAUGGGCCUGGUGAAUCUAGAAACAAAUUAUCCUCCCGAAAUUGGUCCACGUCUUGGGAUGAUCAGGACACCGAAGAAGAGCUGGGGGACGAAGAAGAUGAUGAACGCCAAAGUGAAGCCGAGACUAGGAGGCAGGAGGAAAUCCGGCUGCAGGAUGAGAGGGAACGUGAGCGCCAAGAAAAAGCAGCCCGCCGUGGACAGGAGAGAAAACUGCAGGAGGAGAGGGAACAGCAGCGCCAGGAGCAACAACAACGAGAGCUGGAACGACAGAAAGAAGAAAGAAGGCAGAGACAGCAGGCAGAGGAGCAAGCAUGGCUGGCAGAGGCAGAAAGAGCGAGGGAAUUGCAACCUCGAUGGGCUAAAUCAAAGUCCACCUCUGAGCUUGAUGAGGAAGUGCCUGUGCAAAAACACGGUGUAAAUGUGGGAACAUUGGGCGGUGUAGCCCAGCAGCUGCUGGAAGAAGAAAAACCACACAGGAGUUGUGCCAAGUCCAAAGAUGUUAUGCGAGUUGAAUUGGAAACUGAGAGGCUGCAAAUCCUCAACCAGAUGAAAUAUGCUGACCCAGAGCGAGGGGACCUGAAGAGUAGAAUGUCAGACAGUGCAUGGAUUAAGAAUGAAGCACCGCCGAAAACCUCGCACCAGAAAGAACAGCCCCUGACGUAUGCUGAGCAAGACCGACAGAAAAUUCUGCUGGAGAUGCGCAGGAAGACCCAGCUUUUAAAUGACAAUAGCUGGAUCAGGCAGCGUAGUGCCAGUGUUCAGAAUAAGGCUCCAGUUACCAAUUACGGAUUCAUGAGAAGAGGUGAAUCUUUGGAUGAUUUAGAUACCACGGGGACAAAUACAUGGGGAUCAACCUCCGAGCCAGUGAAUUCCUCAGAAAAGGAGUCAACCUACCACCCAGUCUCCACCUCAAACCGAUCCUACAUGCGUGCUCCAUCUUCAACACUGCCACCUCCAUCCACUGGAUCAGUGAGAACAGCUUCAUGGUCCAAGAACCCAUCUGCACACCCAAAUACUCAGUCCCUAAUAACUCAAGGCAGCAGGUCAAUAAGUGGAAAGAAGAUCUGUACAUACUGUGAUAACGCUCUGGGCAAAGGAGCUGCCAUGAUCAUCGAAUCUCUUGGUCUUUGUUAUCAUUUACAUUGUUUUAAGUGCAUCUCGUGCAGUGUUGACCUCGGGGGCACAGAAUCCGGAGCAGAGGUUCGAGUGCGAAACAACAAUCUCUUCUGCAACGCCUGCUAUACCCAAUAUAAAGUUGGGCAGUCCAAUUGAGGAACCUCCAAGCAAUGGAAAGCUACCGCAGUGAGUGGAAGAGGAGAAGCAACUUGGCUUGUGAAUAGGGAAAAAAAAUUCUCUUGAUAAUCAGAGUGUAACAAAUGACAUAACUCAUUGGAAUUUAAAAUUACGUUUUCAUCGCAGUUGGGCUAUAAAUGGGGUGAUUGCUCAAUUAAACAAACCUUUAAUUUAUAAUGUAGCGAUACUAUCCUGGUCAUCGACUGACUGCAUACACAGCAGUGGUUACAAGUUGCAUUCUGCUUCCAAAGUUUGCCUUCAUUGAAACUGUCGGAGCUCCACUGAAUGCAUAAGCACGUUUGUAAUCUCUGCUGUGUAUGUGCGUUCAGUCCAUGCACAUUAUUGAAAAUGAGUUUCUGCCCCCCUCUACUUAUGAGCAUAGCAUGUACAGAAGCUAUGGGAAUGCACGGCGUAUUAUACAGGAAAUGUAUUGGUGAGUUAUAAUGUUUAUUUAUCAAACUGAUGAGCUGUUAGUUUAUGGUGCAAGUAAGGCAACUGCCUCUGUUCAUAUGGCUACUUGUAGAAGGCAAAGUUGUGUGGUUUAUAUACUUCAUAUUCUACUCAACAUUUAUGUUCUGAUACUUUUCAAAGAUCUAUGUAAUUAUUCCAAAACUUCAUUAUUUUUAUCUCAACAUGUAUAUCUGCAUCUCCAUUCUCAUUCCAUAAUUAGUCGACUGGAAAAAGCAUAAUAUUUUCUAGAAUGAGGGACGGGUUAAGUAAGACGGGGCAAGCAUGUGUUUUUAUUGUACAAAUCUUGAGCAGUCCUUCUAUGUUAAGAGCUUUGAUGUGAAAUCAAAAUCUGUGAGAUUUGUUCCUGGCUUUUUUGGAAUUAAUGGUAAAAAUAUUUUGCAAAAAAAAUGUAUGAAAGAAAAAAGUUUGUUUUUUUGUGUUGACUGAUGUUUAUAAAUAAAAUGAAUAAAUCUUUAAA